AUGCCUCGCCGCUCGGUGGGCGCCCCCCGCAGCCCGCCCAGCACGAGGGCGCAAUGGAAAGAAGCGCGGCGCAGUUUGAGGGAGUUUGGAGGGCUAAUGCGGCAAGAAGUCGAGAAGCUGGGGGCCAGUCUGAAACCAUACAUAUUGCACGCGGCCACGUCCUCUGUGGCCUACACAGUUGCGCUGGCUGCGGUGCAGUACACAGGAUGCCUGUGCCGGGUGUCGUGCGCCACGCCCAUCCUGGGGAGCGUCGGUGGGGCAGUCGGCGUGGGCGCCGCGUCUUUGUGUGCUGGUCAAGUCUCCCUCAUGACACACCGGUAUUUGGAAAUGGAGUCCAGGCUGAAGGGCGAGAACCUGUGGGGACGGGUCAAGAAAGUCUCGAUGAAAGCGAGGAGGGAGGACCUGAUUGUCGACGCUGCGAUGGGAUUGGCCCUAUUCAAGCUUCUUGGAGGCCGUUUUCGACACAUGAUGCCCAGCAACCUGCUCCACCCAGGGGUGUUUGCAUCUGAGUCCAUCGCAGCAGUUCGGGGAACAAACUAUGCAUCGAAACCUGAGAAAGCAGAAAUUAAGAGGUUGUUUGAGAAGUAUGGAUGCCACCACUGUGGCACAAAAAGGGGUCCAAUUAUUGCUGAUCACCAGCCUCCAUCGGGAAGGCUGGAGCCAAACCUUCAACUUUUGCAAUUCGCAGAUGAGCUGGGGUUUGGUUCUGCUCUGAAAGUGGGCUUGGAUGCUAUGAAAAUAAAGAUUGAACCACCAAAGCAGCGUUUCUUUCCUCAAUGUCGCAAUUGCUCCCAGAGGCAAGCGGCUGCAGUGCGGAGAAGGCGAAAGGGCAAUGCCCUUGUGAUGCAUUUUGGAGGGAUGAGGCCAUGGCACUUUGCAGGUGUUGUGGUAGGAUUGCGUCACUACUCCCCAAGCAAGCUGCCCCAACGGCGGCGCUGGUUAUAG
Molecule: messenger RNA, 945 nt
Organism: Ostreobium quekettii
Lineage: Eukaryota; Viridiplantae; Chlorophyta; Ulvophyceae; Bryopsidales; Ostreobiaceae
Source: the annotation of a GenBank genome assembly